Molecule: messenger RNA, 3438 nt
Organism: Stereum hirsutum FP-91666 SS1
Lineage: Eukaryota; Fungi; Basidiomycota; Agaricomycetes; Russulales; Stereaceae
Exons: 22
Coding region: 19-2565 (848 amino acids)
Biological process (GO): xyloglucan metabolic process
Cellular component (GO): extracellular region
Molecular function (GO): protein binding; cellulose binding
Source: RefSeq, a predicted model, not a curated record
UCACCGCCGACGCUAAUCAUGUUCGCCUCAUUAGGCUCUCCUACGCGAGGCCUCGCCAUUCUGUUGGGCCUUUCCUUGGAUUUGGCGGCUAUGUUUCCCGGCGCUGAGGCGGUAGCAUCGCAGACUUAUGCCUGGAACAAUGUCAAAAUUGGUGGUGGGGGUGGCUUCGUUCCCGGAAUUGUCUUCAAUCCGUCGAAGAAAGGCUUAGCUUACGCUCGAACUGAUAUUGGAGGCGCAUAUCGACUCAACUCGGACGAUACCUGGACUCCGUUGACCGACUUCGCCAACGACACUACGUGGAAUCAAUGGGGCAUAGAUGGACUUGCCACGGAUCCUGUCGAUACUAAUCGUCUUUACCUGCUGACGGGCAUGUACACGAACUCCUGGGACCCGAGUGAUGGUCACAUUCUAGCGUCGGCAGAUCAAGGAGCCACUUUCACAGCCUACGGUCUACCGUUCAAGGUCGGGGGUAACAUGCCCGGCCGCGGAAUAGGAGAACGACUUGUCGUAGAUCCUCAUGCCAACAACAUCCUAUUUCUAGGCGCUCGCAGUGGAAACGGUCUUUACAAGUCCACCAACUAUGGUGAGACAUGGGCGAAGGUCACCUCCCUACCGAAUGCCGGAACCUAUGCGCCUGAUCCCACGGAUACUACUGGUUAUAACAAUGACCCUAUCGGCGUUGCGUGGAUCACCUUCGACUCGACCAACGGUACAGCUGGAACUGCCACUCAGCGCAUCUUCGUCGGUGUUGUCAGUAACGGAACGGACAAUGUCUUCAUGUCGAAUGAUGCCGGCUCCACCUGGAGUGCCAUCCCCGGGCAGAACACCCAAUUCUUCCCGCAUAAGGGUGUCCUUUCGCCGGCGGAGAAGACACUGUACAUUUCUUACUCGGACGGUGCUGGACCGUACGAUGGCACUAAUGGAGCCGUCUACAAAUACGACAUCACCUCCGGCAAUCUCACUGACAUUACUCCCGUCUCCGGAAGUGACCUUUACUUCGGUUUCGGCGGUGUGGCCGUAGACUACCUCGCUCCCGGCACGAUCAUGGUGGCGGCACUCAACAGUUGGUGGCCAGAUGGCCAAAUAUUCCGGAGCAAGGACUCUGGUGCAACCUGGUCGGCCCUUUGGACCUGGGGAAACUACCCGGAUAUCAAUAAGAACUACGCCUUCACGGAUACCCUCGCUCCAUGGCUCGGUCCCGAUUCUACAGUCACCACAUUGGGAACUCUGCAAAUUGGGUGGAUGAUGGAAAGUCUGGUCAUCGACCCCUUUGACAGCGAUCACUGGUUGUAUGGGACAGGUGCAACAAUUCAGGGUGGGCAUGACCUCACGAACUGGGACACCAAGGGGAACGUAUCUCUCCAGAGUUUGGCAGAUGGUAUUGAGGAGACAUCCGUACAGGCAUUGAUCUCGCCACCGAGCGGCCCCCCUUUGAUUUCGGCCGUCGGCGACGAUUGUGGUUUCGUACACACGUCACUCACAACUGCUCCUUCGACCGAAUUCGAAACGCCUAAUUGGGCCACAACUCCCGACAUCGACUACGCAGGUAAUGAACCGACAAAUAUUGUCAGGAUUGGCAACACUGCUGGCUCCACCGACAUACAGAUCGCUCUGAGUACUGACUCCGGUAACACUUGGAAUAUCGACUACGGAGGUGCCGCUGGAGUCUACGGCGGGAAGGUUGCUCUGAGCGCUGACGGAGACACUGUACUGUGGAGGACCGCAUCUGGCAACGGCGUCAUGGUCUCCCAAUACACCAGCAGCUUCACCGCAGUCCCCUCCCUUCCGUCUGACGCCAUUAUCGCCUCCGACAGAAGGAACAACUCUCUAUUUUAUGGUGCAUCCACCUCUCAAUUCUAUGUCUCUCCCACAGGCGGCAAGACGUUCACUACCGCAGGUACUCUUGGGACGACUUCUGCGCCUGUAAAGAUAGUUGUUCACCCGAAUGUUACGGGUGAUAUAUGGGUAUCUUCGGAUGCGGGUUUGUUCCAUUCGACAGACUCCGGAAACUCUUUUGUUGCGUUGAGUGGUGUUACGAGUGCAUACGGCCUGGCGCUUGGUGCUGCGAAGACCUUGGGUGGAUACCCAUCCGUGUUCAUUGGUGGGACGAUCAGUGGAACGACUGGUUACUUUAGGACUGACGACCAAGGAGUAAAUUGGGUUCAGAUCAACGACGCUGCUCACGGUUUUGGCUCUGUCUCUGCAAAUGUUCUCGCUGCCGAUCAGAAGGUUUACGGCCGUGUCUACGUUGGUACCAAUGGUCGUGGUAUCUUCUACGGAGACGCUUCCGGUGCAGCCCCUGCUCCCACUUCUACGGCUGCGUCUAGUACGGCCUCAAGCACCAGUGCUGUAUCUACUACCGGUGUAAAGACUACUCCAACCGCCACAUCUACAUCCAGUUCAUCUUCGCAAACUGCGGCAACCACGACCUCGACGGCUACUGGGGCGACCCAAACCACCUACGGACAAUGUGGUGGAACGGGAUGGACAGGACCCACGGUGUGUGCAAGUGGAAGUGCUUGCACUGUAAGCAACGCCUAUUACUCUCAAUGUAUUCCGACCUAAGCUGCUUCGCGAAAACAUUGUCUUGCCUUGGGGUUGUCGUGCUCUGUGUAAAAUACAUCAAAAACGUACGAGUGUGGGCCACUGUCUCUCAAUCGAUUGUGUGCGUUACGCUGUCCCACCAAUUGGGUUAUUCGUACGUUCCUCUUCCCAUACAUUGAAGAAUCUCCUUCGAUCGACCACACGAACACCACGGCAGCUGGUGAGAUCCAACUUUGCCAGUCUUGGACACGCAUCGAUGAUGGGAUACAGGCCUUCGUUGGUGAACUUCGUGCCGGCCAACUCUAAAACCUCCAACGAAGUGCACGCCGCGAUAUACUCUGUCGCGUCAUCUGAAACGGCGGUGUUAUUAAGGAUCAACUCUUGCAGUCGGGGUGGCUCCUGGAUAUCGACAUCGGCAUUCUCUUCGGCUGGCAUCAGUAGGCCAGCAAGGUGUGCUGACUGCAGUCUUGUUAUAUUCGCGAGGUUUAAUCGCUUCAAUUUCCUUCCAACACGGCCUAUGAAAUCCUCCAACGCCCCUUCUUUUCGACUCCUCGUCAUGCCCAACUUCGCAUUGCCGACCAAGCUUAUACUCUCAAGGUAUUCGAGCUCUACAAGAACAUACGUCAGGUCCUGUAAACCUUGGUCAUCCAAGGUCAUAGCAGUUGAAUUGCCCAUCGAAGAAGACUUUCCCGGGCUUCCCGUACCAAGAGCAUCGAUGCUCAAGGAGCGCAGACGAGGAAGGUGAGAUACGACAAGGAGAAGGUCGUCCAUCGAAAUAGCCGUCGAGGUGAGUGAUAGUUUCUCCAGCGGAGGAACAUAAAGAAGAUCGUUCACAUAUGGUGGACGACGAACACCUGUAAAGGCGAGAUUGAUACUGCUGCACGCAGGGCACAU